CCAACCACUCAACCAACGCACACAAACUCAAGCACAAACAUGGCUGUCACUACUUCUUCUUCUCCCAAUCACCUCGUCCAAGAUGUCCUCCAACACUUGUUCUACUCUAGAAGGCUGCUCCUGCACAGGCCUCUUUACCAACCUCCAGCUGUGGCUGCCGCAUCCGCUCCGGCCACCGGUCCCCCCCCGCCGUUCUCGCAGGAGAACAACCGUUUUGACGCGAAUGUGGUCAUGGUGCUCUCCGUCCUGCUCUGCGCCUUGAUAUGCUCUCUGGGUGUCAACUCCAUCAUCCGCUGCGCUCUCCGCUGCUCCAGGUUUGUGGCUUCCGACUCCGGCGGCACCGCCGCGGCCUCAGCGUCGCUCGCCAACACCGGAAUCAAGAAAAAGGCCCUGAAGACAUUCCCGACGAUGACCUAUUCGGCUGGGCUGAACCUCCCGGGGCUGGACAGCGAGUGCGCGAUAUGCUUGUCGGAAUUCGCCGCCGGCGAGCGGGUGAGGGUGCUUCCGAAGUGCAACCACGGCUUCCAUGUCCGCUGCAUUGACAAGUGGCUGAAUUCCCACUCCUCCUGCCCCACCUGUCGCCACUGCCUCAUCCAGACUUGCCACAAAAUCGUCGCCUUCAACCAGCCGCCGCCCGCCCCCGCCGCCGCAGCUACCUCAUCUACUUCGCCGCCGGAAACAGUUGCUGUCAGGAUCGCUCCCCUUGAGCCUGAAGGUUUGAUACCUAAUUACCGGGGCACCUAUAGUUAGUUUCUGUUUACUUAGGCCCCCAGAAAAAGGAAAAAAAAAAAAAGGAAGAAGAAAAGAAGAUAGUACUCGAAUUAAUUGUAUAUAGUUUAGUGCUUCUUCGACUAAUCAGCUUCCAAUUGUACUUUAAAUUGUUUCCUUCAUCAGAAAACAUUAUUUUAUGCUCAA
Diospyros lotus (date-plum) is the source of this 915-nucleotide messenger RNA. RefSeq names its product RING-H2 finger protein ATL78-like. Gene Ontology annotation, biological process: protein ubiquitination. The coding region runs from base 40 to 750 and encodes 236 amino acids. NCBI's taxonomy places the organism in Eukaryota, Viridiplantae, Streptophyta, Magnoliopsida, Ericales, Ebenaceae. Gene Ontology annotation, molecular function: transferase activity. The transcript has a single exon. The record is from RefSeq and is a predicted model, not a curated record.